GCGCCCCGGGUGCUUCCCGCCCCGGUCCGGUCCGUGUUCGCAUCACUUUGGACCGGAAGGAUGCGGCAGUGUUCCUUCUCCACUCCCCUUCUUUGGUAUACAAGAAUUAAAUUCUGAAUAAGUCUACAAGUAGGAUGGACAGUUAUUUUAAAGCAGCAGUCAGUGACUUGGACAAACUCCUUGAUGAUUUUGAACAGAAUCCAGAUGAACAAGAUUAUCUCCAGGAUGCACAAAAUGCAUAUGAUUCUAACCACUGUUCAGUUUCUUCAGAGUUGGCUUCCUCACAGUUAACUUCACUGUUACCAAAGGAUCAGAAAUGCAUUAAUUGUUGUGUCUCAUCAGAAACAUGCUAUGAAACAAAUCAGAUUUCACUGAACGAAAAAACAGAUGAGGGACUAACUUCUAUACAAAAUGAGAAAAACGUCACAGGACUUGAUCUCCUUUCUUCUGUGGAUGGUGGUGGCACUUCAGAUGAAAUCCAGCCUUUAUAUAUGGGACGAUGUAGUAAACCUGUCUGUGAUCUGAUAAGUGACAUGGGUAACUUAGUUCAUGUAACUAAUAAUGAAGAAUAUAUUAAAAAAUUAUUGCCAGAUGAUUUUAAGGCUGGUGCAGAUUCUUUGAUUGGAUUGGAUUUAUCAUCAAUGUCAGAAACUCUUUGUGUUUCAUCAACAGACCAUGGUAAUAAUGCUGUCAGAGAAGAACAAAAUUAUGUCAACUCUGAAUUACAAAAUAGAGAAAUCAGUGGAACUAACGAAUUGAAUAUUAACAUAGAUACAACUCUUUCAGAUUCAUGUAAUUAUAGUGGAAAAGAAAAUUUAAAGGAUAUAAAGAUCUCUAAUCAGUUAGAACCAGUUGAUGAUUUGAACAUGCCAUCUGCCUUGACUCAACAAAGUUCCAAAACGUUUGAUGCCAAAGACAACCUACAACACAAGAACCAGCCAUGUGAAUUAGUAAAAGCGGAUGGCUGUGUGGUAGAAGAGGAGGUACAUGUGGCGGUCAUAGCUCCCACAGAAUGUUUAAAAGAAAGAGGUAGCCUAAAUGCUUUGCCUUGCAGUCUUCCAAAAAAUGACAGUUUUUCCUUAAAUGAUUCAAAUUCAAGAGAUGAAAAUUUCAAAUUACCUGACUUCUUUCAAGAAGAUAGGACUGCUAUAUUUAUAAAACAAUCUGCAAAAGAAGACUCAAAAUUAGAUCUUAAAGAUAAUACAGAUGUAAUCCAAGAUUCUUCUUCAACUUUACAUGUUUCAAGUGAAGAUAUAUAUUCCUCAUUGUCCAGUCUUCCAGUUCCUGGGUCUUUGUGUGGAUCAUUGAUUGAAAGUAAAACACAUGGUGAUUGUUUACAUCAGGAUGAGCAUAAAGAUAAUAUACAAGAAGCAGUGGCUGCGCGUGAAGAAAUAGAGAAGAGUGUUAUUCUGGGUGGGGAACCAUUGAAGGAGACUGAUCUUUUGAAACAAGAAAAAUGUGAAAACAUACUUCCUCAGCCAUUAAUUGAAAAGGUAGGAGAUGGAAAGGCAGAUCCUGACCAGAAGGAAAUCAGAGUUGACUCUUUGGAUUACUCUGAUAACACCAGUUCUUCUACAGCAGCAGAAUCUCAAAUGGAGCUUUUGGGUGCGAAUGCCCCAGAUUCUUCCAAUCAUUGUGAAGGUCUCACUUUUUUAAGCAAUGAUAUUGAUGGACAAGACUUAGGUUACUUUAAUAUUGAUGAAGGCAUAAAAAGUGGCACACUAGUUAGUGAUGCUGAACUUGAUGCCUUUCUAACCAAACAGUAUCUUCAGACAAGUAACAUAAAGCCGUUUGAAGAAACUGUAAAUGACUCAAAAUCUCAAAUGAAUGAGAUAGAUUUGAAAAGCCUAGAUGAUGGAAAUGACAAUAAUACAUAUUUCAAUGCUGAAGCAGGAGCUACUGGGGAAAGUCCUGGUGAAACAGUUGAUAAACAAAAUACAGCAGAAAUUGGUAGCCUUUCUUUAGGGGAAAAAAGUACAAUUCCCAUUGAACAAGGGUUAGUUAGCAGUAAAUCUGAGAGUACUAGUGAAUUGUCAGUCUCUGAUUUUAACAGUCAAUCUGUUUAUGUUGGAGGGGCCAGACCUAAGCAGUUUAGUGUUCCAUCAAGAACAAGGAGUUCAAAAGAACCAAAUAAGCCAGAUGUUCCAACUGUGCCUGAAAGUGAACCCAGCCUAACCAUUGCUCCAACAACUUGUACUACAAAUUCUAUAGCUGAUCCUCAGGUUAGUUUUAACUCUAAUUACAUUGAUAUAGAAAGUAAUUUUGAAAGUGGAUCCAGUCUUGUAACUGCAAAUGAAGAAUCUCUACCUGUAAACACUUGCAAAGAAGGCUUGGUUUUGGGCCAGAAACAGCCUACUUGGGUUCCUGAUUCAGAAGCUCCAAACUGUAUGAACUGCCAAGUCAAAUUUACCUUUACAAAACGGCGGCACCACUGCCGAGCAUGUGGGAAGGUAUUUUGUGGUGUCUGUUGUAAUAGGAAGUGUAAACUGCAGUAUCUAGAAAAGGAAGCAAGAGUCUGUGUGGUCUGCUAUGAAACCAUUAGUAAAGCUCAGGCAUUUGAAAGGAUGAUGAGCCCAACUGGUUCUAAUCUUAAAUCUAAUCAUUCUGAUGAAUGUGCCACCAUCCAGCCUCUGCAGGAGACCCAGACAUCCAGUGUACCUUCUUCACCUACAACCUUACCAAUCUCAGCCCUUAAACAGCCAAGUGUUGAAGGAUUAUGUUCCAAAGAACAGAAGAGAGUAUGGUUUGCAGAUGGUAUAUUGCCCAAUGGUGAAGUUGCAGAUACAGCAAAAUUAUCAUCUGGAAGUAAAAGAUGUUCUGAAGACUUUAGUCCUCUCUUACCAGAUCUGCCCUUGGCGGUAAACACAGUGGAUCACGUCUAUUCUGCUACAGUGGAAAAACCAAACAAUGAGAUAGGAGAUAUUACAAGAACUGAGAUAAUUCAGAGUCCAAUUUCUGAGGUUUCAUCUGUGGAAAAACUGCCCAUAAGCAUGGGAACUGAGGGGUUGCCUACUUCUGGAUCUUUUACACUAGAUGAUGAUGUUUUUGCAGGAGCUGAGGAACCAUCUAGUCCUACAGCUGGUGUUUUAGUGAACAGCAGUUUACCUGUUGCUAAUACUUCAAAUUAUAGGUUACUAUGUGGUAUUGACAAGAAUGUGGGCAAUAAAAUUAGUCUUCUACCUAGUGAUGAGGACAGUUUGCCCCCUCUUCUGGUUGCAUCUGAAGAAAAGGAAUUAGUGCCUGUAGUAGAAGAACACCCAUCUCAGGAGCGGAUCAUUUUGCUUCUUGAAGACAAAGCUUUUCAUCCUGUUACAUUUGUCCUAAAUGCUAAUCUACUCGUUAAUGUCAAGUUAGUAUUUUAUUCCUCAGACAAAUAUUGGUACUUCUCAACCAAUGGAUUGCAUGGCUUGGGACAGGCAGAAAUUAUUAUUCUAUUGUUAUGUUUGCCAAAUGAAGAUACUAUUCCUAAGGACAUCUUCAGACUAUUUAUCUCCAUAUAUAAAGAUGCUCUAAAAGGAAAAUACAUAGAAAACUUGGACAAUAUUACCUUUACCGAGAGUUUUCUCGGUAGCAAGGACCAUGGAGGAUUCCUAUUUAUUACACCUACUUUUCAGAAACUUGAUGAUCUCCCCUUACCAAGUAAUCCUUUUCUUUGUGGAAUUCUUAUCCAGAAGCUAGAGAUUCCCUGGGCAAAGGUUUUCCCUAUGCGUUUAAUGCUGAGAUUGGGUGCGGAAUAUAAAGCAUACCCUGCUCCUCUAACAAGUAUCAGAGGCCGAAAACCUCUUUUUGGAGAGAUAGGACACACUAUAAUGAACUUACUUGUUGUAAUGAAAGUAAUAAAUUCUUCUAAUGAGCAUGUCAUUAGCAUUGGAGCUAGUUUUAGUACAGAAGCAGAUUCUCAUCUAGUCUGUGUACAGAAUGAUGGAGUUUAUCAAACACAGGCCAAUAGUGCCACUGGCCACCCUAGAAAAGUGACAGGUGCAAGUUUUGUAGUUUUCAAUGGAGCUCUAAAAUCAUCUUCAGGAUUUCUUGCUAAGUCCAGCAUAGUUGAAGAUGGCUUAAUGGUGCAAAUAACUCCAGAGACCAUGGAUGGCUUGCGGUUAGCUCUGCGAGAACAAAAAGACUUUAAGAUCACAUGUGGGAAAGUUGAUGCUGUAGACCUGAGAGAAUUUGUGGACAUCUGCUGGGUAGAUCCUGAAGAAAAAGGAAACAAAGGUGUUAUUAGUUCCGUGGAUGGAAUAUCGUUACAAGGAUUUCCAAGUGAAAAAAUAAAACUGGAAGCAGAUUUUGAAACUGAUGAGAAGAUUGUAAAGUGUACUGAGGUGUUCUACUUUCUAAAGGACCAGGAUGUAUCUAUUUCAGCAACUCGUUAUCAGUUUGCAAAAGAAAUAGCCAUGGCUUGUAGUGCUGCACUGUGCCCUCACCUGAAAACUUUAAAGAGUAAUGGGAUGAAUAAAAUUGGCCUCAGAGUUUCCAUUGACACUGAUAUGGUUGAAUUUCAGGCAGGAUCUGAAGGCCGACUUCUUCCUCAGCAUUAUCUAAAUGAUCUUGAUAGUGCUCUAAUACCUGUGAUCCAUGGUGGAACAUCCAACUCUACUAGUUUACCAUUAGAAAUAGAAUUAGUAUUUUUCAUUAUAGAAAAUCUUUUUUAGUGAAAAGAUAUUAGUGAAUCAUGUUAUUUAUAUUGCAAACUGAUUUGUUAAAACUAACUCCAGCACUAAACCUAAAAUGCCACAAACACUAAAAGUAAAUAUGUUUAAUGUUUGAAACACAUAGAAGUUUUGCUUUAUAGGCCGGAAUGAUCUUUUUAAAAUCAUUAGCACAAUUUCAAUCUCUAAAAACUUAAUGCGAUCCAGUUUUUGAAGAUUUACACUUAAAAAAUACUAAAAAGACAAGGAUAACUUCUUUCUUCAAGAAAUUUGUAGCAUUUAUUGUGUUAUUUAAAUGCUAUGCCAAAGUAUCUGCAUUUAGUAAUACCUCUUUAUGCCAAGAUCGAUUUUAAUGAAGGCUCUUUUUCAGAUGUAACCUUAUAAAGGGAAAUAUCUGUUUUCUGUAUAUGCCAGUUAGAUUGCUGUUUUCUAAAGUCUGUUAAAAAUAUACUUCAAUAGCACAGACCAGUUUCCAUAUUAGACUUAAUAUGAUGUUCUUUGAAUAAGGCAGACAACUUAUUUGUAUAAUUGGAGUGGAGACCUACCUCCGUGACUAGAUAAACUCUGAUUGUUUGGAUUAAAAUCAGAAUUUUCCUUUUUUCUCCUCAAAUUAUUCCAUAUAUGGUUUUCUCUUGAUUAAAUGGGUAUUCUUAAAAUAACUGUGGGUGCUUCAGGAUUCUGUGCUUCUGUAAUUUAAGUAUAUUGUUUUUAUAGCGAGAACAUGUGAUUUGGUAUGUGUUUUAUAACUCUUUAAUAAUUUAUAAAUAGGCAAUAUUUUUGUAUUGCAGUAUAUUAUUUUUCCUCCUUUCUUUCCAAAUGUACCACUGUAUUUGCCACUUAUAUAAAAAGUGAUUGACGACAGGCCAGAUGACCCUUGAAAUAGUUAUUAUGUAGCAAUAAAUGAAGCAUGAAACAGAUUUUUAUUACUUUGCCUUUAAACCUUACAAGUUUCUUGGCAAGUUCACAUGUUUUCAUUGACACUAAUGUAUUUAUUAUAAACUUUAAUGAACUAAUUACUUUUGCAUAUUUUAAAUUCUUUAUAUGGUAGUUAUUUUUUAUAACAGAAUAUUAACAUAAGUUAAAUUCUAUGUAUUUAAAACUAUUACAGAACUUUCCUCUUUACUUCAAACAGCAAAAUAAGAAAUGUUGUGUUGAAAAAAGAGUAAUGAGUGUAUUGUUAGUUAGUCCUGUCAUUUAAGUUAUAUAAAAUAUAAUCAUAUUUUGAUGCUUUUUUUAUUCUUAAGUGGAAUAUAUAUGUUUUUGUAUAAAAGACUUGUAUAUCUCAAGAAAAAGAAAUUAUACUAAAGAGCCCUGUUUUAAGAAAAAUAUUUAGGAAGUAUCUUAACUUGAAGACCAAAAAACGGUUAAACUCAGGAACUGAGGUCUUAGGUUAGGAGAGGCUAAGAAUUUUAAUCAGAUUGGUCAUAUGGUUCCUACUAAAUCACAUCUGUAGUACUAGCCAAAGACAGUAUGGAGGAGAAUAUCAGUCAUAUGGGAGUAGCUACUUCAAAAACAGUGUGAAAUGUUGCAAAUAUUAAAUAAAAUAACACAUAACUUGUGAAA
Molecule: messenger RNA, 6212 nt
Organism: Myotis lucifugus (little brown bat)
Lineage: Eukaryota; Metazoa; Chordata; Mammalia; Chiroptera; Vespertilionidae
Gene: ZFYVE16
Product: zinc finger FYVE-type containing 16
Exons: 17
Coding region: 135-4652 (1505 amino acids)
Biological process (GO): protein targeting to lysosome; endosomal transport
Cellular component (GO): early endosome membrane
Molecular function (GO): metal ion binding
Source: RefSeq, a predicted model, not a curated record